UCAAGGGAGGAGAGAGAGAGAGAGAAAGAGAGAGAGAGAGAGGCACUGUAUAAAAGGAGCUCCCUUGAGAUUUCUGAAAGUCAUACAAAAACAUCAUAGGUAAGGAAACUUACCUGAUUUGGCAUCUGAUUUUUAGUGAUGGACCCAGAAGCAACCUCGGCUUAUUUUGAUUACUACUAUGCUGCAAGCCCAAACCCCGAUAUCAAGGAGCCCCGCUUCCAGGUUCCUUACACCUCUGUCUUCCUUCCUGUCUUUUACACGGCUGUGUUCCUGACUGGAGUGUUGGGAAACUUCAUCCUCAUGGGUGCAUUGCAUUUCAAACGAGGCAGCCGAAGACUGAUCGACAUCUUUAUCAUCAACCUGGCUGCCUCCGACUUCAUUUUCCUUGUCACACUGCCUCUCUGGGUGGAUAAAGAAGCAUCUCUAGGACUGUGGAGGACAGGCUCUUUCCUGUGCAAAGGCAGCUCCUACAUAAUCUCCGUCAACAUGCACUGCAGUGUCUUUUUGCUCACUUGCAUGAGUGUUGACCGCUACCUGGCCAUCGUGUGCCCAGCCGUAUCCAGGAAGUUCAGAAGGAGAGACUGGGCAUAUGGAGUCUGUGCCAGCAUCUGGUUUAUCUCCUGCCUCCUGGGGUUGCCUGCUCUUCUAUCCAGGGAGCUCACGCUGAUUGAGGAUAAGCUGUACUGUGCAGAGAAGAAGGCCCCUUCCGUUAAACUGACAUGGUCUUUGGUGGCCUUAAUUUUCACCUUUUUUGUCCCCCUGCUGAGCAUUGUGACCUGCUACUGUGGUAUCGCAAAGAAGCUGUAUGCUCAUUACCAGCAGUCAGGAAAGCAUAACAAAAAACUGAAGAAAUCCAUCAAGAUCAUCUUUACUGUCGUGGCAGCCUUUGUCUUCUCCUGGUUGCCCUUUAACAUUUUCAAGUUCCUGGCCAUCGUCUCUGGGUUGCAGCAAGAACCCUAUUUUCCCUCAGCCGUUCUUCAGCUGGGCAUGGAGGUGAGUGGGCCUUUGGCUUUUGCCAACAGCUGUGUCAACCCUUUCAUUUACUAUAUCUUUGACAGCUAUAUCCGCCGGGCAAUUGUGCGGUGCUGGUGCCCUUGCCUGAAGAACUAUGACUUUGGAAGCAGCACGGAGACAUCUGAUAGUCACCUCACUAAGGCUCUUUCCAAUUUCAUUCAUGCAGAGGAUUAUGCCAGAAGAAGGAAGAGGUCUGUGUCACUCUGAAAAUAAACUGUGACAUUUCAAGCUCUGUU
This is a messenger RNA of Carlito syrichta (Philippine tarsier), 1250 nucleotides long. It is a transcript of the gene GPR15, whose product is annotated as G protein-coupled receptor 15. NCBI's taxonomy places the organism in Eukaryota, Metazoa, Chordata, Mammalia, Primates, Tarsiidae. The record is from RefSeq and is a predicted model, not a curated record. The coding region runs from base 139 to 1221 and encodes 360 amino acids. Gene Ontology annotation, molecular function: G protein-coupled receptor activity. Gene Ontology annotation, cellular component: membrane. The transcript has a single exon. Gene Ontology annotation, biological process: G protein-coupled receptor signaling pathway; immune response.